AUGUCUACUGCACACCAAUCCAACCCGCCCGGCGAGGCCAAGCCGGAGGGUCUAUCCAAGUAUAUCAAGCGUAUGAGAACGGUUUUCCGGAGAAGUUCGACCGCGAAAUCCGGAUCUGGUUCUCCGUCGAACGUGGAGGGAAAGGCCGAAUCUGGAGAGGCCAAACAAGUUGCGGGACCUACCGCAACCCCCAAGCCCACCGUGACUACUCCGGCCCCAAAGCCCACCCCGGCCGCAACGCCCCCCGCCGACCAACCCAUCGUCGUCUCCCACUGGAGCGCCAUCCAGGAAGCGCGCACCCGCGCCCUCUUCGCCAAGCACGGCCUCUCCCUGAACGACGACGACUUGAAACCCACCGACACUGUCCAGCGCGUCGCGAAACCCAUCCGCAUGCGCGUGCGCCGGAGCUGCCACCGCUGCCAGACUCCCUUCGGAUCCGACAGAGUCUGCGUCAAUUGCCAGCACACCCGGUGCAAGAGUUGUCCGCGCCACCCGCCCCCGAGGACUAAGGAGAACCCGGAGACCGCGUUCCGGAAACUCAUGGCGCAGAAGGGCAAGGGUGUUGUCUCCGGUAAAGCGCCGCUGCAGCACCAGAGCCAGCUUGGGAACCCGUCCCGGCCGAAGCAGAUUAACGAUGGUAAUCGCAAUGAGUACGUGCUGAGGAUCCCGUCGCGCACUGGCGGCCAGGAUUUGGUGCGGAAGCCGGUGAUGCAGCGCGUGCGACGGACCUGUCAUCGCUGCGAUAAGCUGUUUGUUGCGGGAUCGAAGCAAUGCGCUGGUUGUGACCAUGUUCGGUGCAAGAAAUGUCCGAGAGAUCCGCCCAAACUAGACAAAUACCCCGACGGCUACCCCGGAGAUGUCGAACCACCUGUGGAGCUUCCCCCACGGACUUGGAAAAAACCGCGCCGCAGAGUCAGGUACACCUGUCACCAGUGUUCGACCGUCUACCGGUCUGGACAGGAUAUCUGCGCGAUUUGCGGACAGGAGAGAUGCGCGGAGACUAUACGUGAACCACCCAAACGCGUCAAACCGGAACCAGACCCGGAGAUAUUCCGAAAGGUUGAAGAACGACUGGCCAGUUUGAGGCUUGCAACUGAAUAG
This is a messenger RNA of Aspergillus melleus, 1101 nucleotides long. RefSeq lists its product as uncharacterized. Bases 1 to 1101 code for a protein of 366 amino acids. The transcript has 4 exons. The record is from RefSeq and is a predicted model, not a curated record. NCBI's taxonomy places the organism in Eukaryota, Fungi, Ascomycota, Eurotiomycetes, Eurotiales, Aspergillaceae.